AUGACCUUUGGAUCAUCUGUGGUGAACAAUACUAGCAAAGAUCAAAAGAACGGUAAUCCGCUUGAGGAAAAUAAACAAAAGAUGGUUCACCGAAGGCUAAUUGUUUCAACUGCCAUACUGAUGGUUGGAUUGUCCGCCAUUUUGUUGUGCCUUCGCAGCGGCAGUGCUUCUGAGACAAGAACAACAAUGAAGCAUAAUCCACCAUUGGAAGCUGAUGCCACGACUCGCAGCAACCACAAUCCUUCCUUGCGGACACUUCGUCAAGAGAAUCGGCGGUUGCUGGUAGAAGUGGUAGAAGAAAUGGAAGGUGCAGAAGAUGAUGAAUUGAUAGAAGAAUUAGAACAAGCCGAAGAAGAGUUUGGAGAAUUUGGAGAAGAUGAAAGUAUGGAACCUAGUACGGGACCCAGCAUCAUGCCGAGUACGGAGCCCAGCAUGGUGCCGAGUAUGGUGCCAAGCAUCAUUCCUAGUCAAGAACCUACCUUUGAUCCGGAAGAAAGGCGCUGUGACUUGGUCAUUGAUAUCUUCAAUCAUCGGGACGAAUGGAUGAGCGACCACACUCGGAAUGCUCGACACAACAUUCAGGCCCGAUCCAUUGAUAGCUUUUUGGAAUCCAACAUUCACUUGUUUUGGUACGAUUUUGUACAUACCUACAAUAUCACUGAACGCACUUUGGACAUGGUGGCAGAACAACGACUACGCAUUGGAGAUUUAUAUCUGGGGGGUCAGGAAAAUUCCAAACUCUUGUGGACGUGGGUCAACGGAGAUCAGCACUUUACCAACUUUGAAUCGGGCGACAAUCGUCGUGGAAAUAUCGUCUUCGGACCAGCACGCUACGAGGAGACGGCCAUCUUUGACUUCCAGAUUGAUGUCCUGCGCAUGUGUUUGACCGCCUAUCAUGUGGCCUUGACCAAACAAAGCAUGGACGAACGAAAUGCUCUCAAGACAGUGACAAACAGUUUUUUGUCGUCUUAUGUCAAGGCAGUACGGGAGUACAGCGCGAAUCCAGAUGCGGCGACUGGUUUUCAUUUGGUCAAUGACACAUCAUCGGAUGGUCUCAGGGAUUAUCUCAACGACAUUUUUGAGAAAAAGAACUUGGGAAGUCACUUGGACGAGUUUACCAAAUUGGUGGGAGAAGAACGUCAAUUUCUAAAGGGAUCUGGAGGCAAGGGUGACACCAGUAUCGAUGGAGUCGACCAUUCGACCAUUGAUUAUCACAAAUCCACCUUGUUGGCGGAAGUUUCGAAAGCCAGAAAGGAAGAAAUUGAAAACGUCUUCUCCGAAGAGCAUUAUGGAGCCAGCAUGAUGAAACUGGGAUGGAAGAUCAAGCCAUGGAAUGAAACCGACGUUCGCGUCAUGGACAUCGCUGCUCGUUACGUCGAGCAGGACGUCAAAUACAUUGGGUUGGAACGGUAUUACGUGUUUUUGGAUACCUACAGUGAAGACGGCGAGCCAGUCAUUUUGGAUCUAAUCGAACAACCUCCUACCCCACCGAUUUGGAAGACGCAAAACCUGUUGUCCAAAGAAGAGGAGGCAUGGUAUGGAAACUUGUUCCGGCAUUCUGGAGACCGGGUCGUUCGAGGAGAACGAGAAACUACGACCUACACGGAUCCCUAUCUGGGAUGGGUCCUCUUGGAUGACGGUCUUGGCGGCACAAAGCCAUUUUCUGUCCGGCGGCAUUCCCCCUGGAAAUCAUCAGCGAACGUCUUGACUGUUGCCGACAGUAAAAACUUUGCAAGAUCCUUGGGAGAUUUGGCAAAGCUUAUUGCGGCAAACCAUGUCCGUGGGUCCAUUGCCAAGGCUCCUGCACACUUCCAUACUGUCGUGGGGACGUAUUUUAAUGAAAAAUCUGGUAUAUACAACGACUGGAGCCAAAUGCUUUCCACUGUAACCGAAGAAAUGUACGGGCAGUACUUGGCGGAUCAUAGUUGCUUUCAAGAACACAUUGCAAGGCGGCAACGACAACUUAGACAGCGCAAAUUGGAUGAAGAUACUGUGGACGAAAACGCAGAGGCGACUGGUGCAGUAUCAGCGGAGGGGACGGCUCCUCCAACAUCUGCUCCCACUUCUGCUCCCACUUCUGCUCCCACUUCUAUGCCUACAUCAAUGCCUACACAUGGCCCAACUGGUGAUCCUACUUCUGGUCCUACAAGUGGACCCACAUCUGGCCCCACCUCUGCUCCGACUGGACACCCCCUCGUCGGAAUUGACGAAGGUGGCGAACGUGACGACUGGGUGGCGAUGCAGUUUGACAAGCGCGAUUACUGGAUGUCAACAGAAGCCCGAACGGAACGAUACGCAGUACAAGGCGAAGACGUCUGGAGUUUCUUCCGAUCGUCUAAUCACUUGUAUCUCAGAGACUUUGUGCGAGAAAAUUUGGCCUAUCGACUCUUAGAAAAUGUCAAAAAGGAUGCCCACUUGCUGGACAAUGUGACGAUUACAUCUCGGUCCACCUGGACUUGGGUCAGUGGAGAUCAGCAUUUGGAAAACUUUGGUAUUUAUCAGAAUCAUCAAGGCGACGUUGUGUUUGGCAUGAAUGAUUUUGAUGAAGGCGCCAUCUAUGACUUUCAAGUGGAUGUUCUUCGAUUGAUGGUAUCGGCAUGGGUGAAAGCAAGGAUGGAGUAUGGAAUCUCGGAUGACGAAAUCAAAACCAGCUUGCUUCCCCAGUUUUCCAAGGCGUAUAUUGACAUUAUCUUGAAGUUUUACGGGGAUCCCAACUUGAUUCUGGCGUACAAGACAGACGAUCGGCAAACCAUGGGGAAAGUGCAAGAUCUCAUCAAGGAUGUCAAAUCCAAAGCCAGUGUCGAAAAGCAGAUUGAACGGUUUACUGACAUCAGCACAAGGAAAGAAAUGUAUGGGAUUCAAUUCCUCAAGGGUACCGUCGAAGAACCUGAUGAUGAUACCAAACUUGCCCCUGUUUCCGAAUCACGGUACCGGGACAUUCGAGAGAUCUUUGAUGCACUGAAUUAUGGAUCGACGAUGGCGCAUGUGGGCUGGAAGCAACCAACAUGGGUCGAAGAUGAUCAUUUCUACACUGUUGUGGAUGUUGCGCUACGAAUUUCGGGAACCGCGUCCUAUGGCGUUGAUCGGUACUACGUCUUGGUGCAAGAUUCCGACUCGGACGAAUUCAUUAUUUUGGAUGUCAAGCAGCAAACGACACCCUCCAUUCGUUUCGUGUUAGAAGAGGCUGAUUUGGCCUGGUAUGAGGCCAUGUUUACCAAUGAGGCCGUGCGAGUGAUCACUGCCGAACGUCAAAUGACUUCCUUCUCUGAUCCGUUUUUAGGUUGGGUGUAUUUGAGCGACUCCAAGGGCAACGUAAGCCCCUAUUCGGUCCGCCGCCGGUCUGCUUUCAAGAAGAAGCCAAAGUUUUUGGAAAAGAAGCUGAACACUGCCACCUUUGGAGAGAUCCUGGUCCAAUGUGCCCAAGUCAUGGCGGCUGGUCACGUGCGGGGAUCCGUGGCCAAGGUACCCGGGGAUUUCAAGACAGUCAUUUACUCCAUUUUCUAUGAUGAUGACCGGAACGUAAAAGACAACAAGCUUGCAACAUGGACGACAAGCCUCAUUGAAGCAGCGGAAUCCAUGGUAGAGCAACUGGACUUGGACUACGAGAGCUUUCAGAAGUACGUCUCUGAAAAGUUUAGCUAG
Molecule: messenger RNA, 3642 nt
Organism: Cylindrotheca closterium
Lineage: Eukaryota; Bacillariophyta; Bacillariophyceae; Bacillariales; Bacillariaceae
Source: the annotation of a GenBank genome assembly